Delphinapterus leucas (beluga whale) is the source of this 9355-nucleotide messenger RNA. Lineage: Eukaryota; Metazoa; Chordata; Mammalia; Artiodactyla; Monodontidae. The record is from RefSeq and is a predicted model, not a curated record.
GGAAUGGCGAUGUCAAAUAGCUUUUAUACCCUACUUCACCGAUUCGUUAUAACGCCGGAAACUCUAGAGGAAAAAGCCGAUAUCAUAAACGAAUUUUAAAAUCCCCUGAAAAUUGAUUUUUUGAUUGUCUGCUUAGACGAAGGUAUUUCUGACUUUCUCUUCAAUAUCAACACGAAUCUGUAGAAACUUUUCGUAAAACUAAUUUACUUAAUCUCGCGUCCCUAACGGUCUGCGGGAGCUACCCUGUAAACAGUCCCUAAUAAACAAGAUUGGUAUUGUCAUCUACGUUGGGAGCUUUUCAGGUCUUGGAUGAAACUCCCGAGUGUUAUUCAAUGUUGUAAGUCUUGUGGGGCAAUGUACUGCCUUUAAUAAAACAAAAAAUUCACACCCGUUUUAAGCCUUUUAUGUUGGGAGUUUGUUUCCACCCGGAAAGGGAUGGAAGAGCACCGGAGAGCGUUUAGCUUUUUGGUUGGACGAUUUCAUGGCGCGCAUGCGUGUUGUGUCUGAAGGGCGGGUUUAAAGGGAAGUAGGUGUUGACCCGCGGCUAACUGAAGCUGUUGUCAGCUUAGACCCGUGACUCCGCUGUUGCCGAGGGUUCGGAAGACGCAGAGGGGUGAAUUUAGGUGUCUGAUGGUUGCUUCUGGAGGGGUUGCUUCUUUGGCUGAAGAAAGCUAUUAAGCUUCUUGUGUGGGUGAUUUUGAAAAAAAUAGCAUUUCGGUUUUACCUGCUUGACUCCCUCUUCUCAAAUUUUAACUCCGCCUCCACAUCUGGUUGGUUUUGCACUGCCAUCUCUACGGUUGGGGAGUGCUCUGUUAUUGUUAUUAUUGCUUAUGCGGUCAUUCUCUUGUCAUCCUCACUUUCAGAUUCAUUGGCAUGGUGCAUUAAUAGACUGAGUGGGAUUAAUGGGUAAAUAUGUUCUAGUCGUCUCUAAUCCUGGAUUAAAUACCAAAUUGAAAUUUCUAGCUUUGUGCAUAGUCUGUUUAGACGUUUUAUUUAAAAGUUGAUGACUGCAUGUUUCAAAAUCACUUGAAAUUCACGUUUUCUUUAUCAUACUCCCACUUUAUUUCUUCUCCCUUACCCCUGCCCCCCCGAAAUCCUCAAAGCGGUGAAAAUUUUGUUCUGAAGUUUUAUGGACCCAGAAGAAAAUUCUGUUCAUAAUUGUGGGACUAGUUUUGUUACCAGUAAUAUGAAAGGCUCUGAGUUUAGCCCGGAAAAGAAAAAAAAGGUUAAAAUGCCAGCGAGGAGACUUCGUGAGGUAAUUUCUCCAAAUCAGGGAGAUAAUUUGCCUUUGCUGAAAGAUGAGUUGUCCCGUGUUCCUCCAGCGUUGUCUGCAAAUAAACGUCUUCCUGUUAGAACUGGGAAGAGCUUGAAUGGAACGUUAUGUGGUUCAUCAGACUUAACUUCUGCCAGAAAUUAUCAGCAGCCUCCAUUAGAAAAUCCCACUGUGUCAGAAAGUGAUUUUUCUAAAGAUGUUGCAGUGCAAGUGUUGCCUUUGGAUAAAACAGAAGAGAACAACAGACAAAAAGCAAAUGACAUCUUUAUUUCUCAGUACACUAUGGGACAGAAAGAUGCUCUAAGAGCAGUUUUAAAACAAAAAGCUCAGAGCAUGCCUGUCUUUAAGGAGGUAAAGGUACAGCUUUUAGAAGAUGCCAGCGCAGAAAAGGACCCUAUUAUUCAGGAGAGUAGAACUUCACCCAGUGGAAUUGAUUCAGCUGCAACUGUGGCCGCAGCAACUGCUGCCGCCAUUGCAACAGCAGCUCCACUGAUAAAAGUGCAGAGUGAGUUGGAAUCAAAGGUCAAUACUGUUACAGAAUUACUCAAUAAGUUACAGGAGACUGAUAAACAGCUACAACGCGUUACAGAGCAGCAGACAACCAUUCAGAAUAAACAUGAGAAACUACACUGCCGUGAUCAUGGAAAGCAAAUGAAUGUGUUUAUGGAGCAGUACAUUAGGCAUCUUGAAAAACUGCAGCAACAACAAAUAGAUAUUCAGACUCACUUCAUUAGUGCUGCACUCAAGACUAGUAGUUUUCAGCCUGUUACUGUGCCCCCUUCUAGAGCAGUGGAAAAGUAUUCUGUAAAACCAGACCAUUUGAAUUUUGGUAGCAGUAAUCUAUCUUCACAUAACACCUUUGCUUCCGAACAAGCACCUUCAAUAGAGGUUGAAGAUACCAAUUUUGAUAAACAGAAAUCUCCUUUGGAGACACCAGCACCUCGCAGAUUUGCUCCUGUACCUGUUUCAAAGGAUGAUAAAAUAUCAAGGAGGGAAAAUCCUAUGGAUAAAAAAGAAAAUAUGGAGAUGUCACGUCAUACAGAAAAUGUAGGACUCUUGGAACAAAUUUUGAAUAACUAUGAUUCUUUGACAAGAAUAAGUGAAUCUUCAGACAAAAACUUACUAACUAGAUCAAAAAUAGGAUGGAAUCCUGAGAGGAGAAACAGCAUUGACCCUCUAUCUACUCAGAAAUUUCCUUCCUAUGAAGAACUAGGAACAGCUAAAGUGACCGUGCAGAAGUCUGAUGAUAUUCUUCAUGAUCUUGGCCAAAAGAGGAACGAAACAAAUGGCAUACUCCAGCCAAAAGAAUCUCAGAUUGUGUCAGGGGUUGCUGAUCUUCCACAGAAUUCCAUUAAGCUUCAAAUAACCAAUACGAGAUCCAUAUUGAAAGAUGCUGAGAAGAUUUUGAGAGGAGUACAAAACAAUAAAAAAGUACUUGAAGAAAACCUGGAAGCUAUUAUUCGUGCAAAGGAUGGAGCUGCCAUGUAUUCAUUUAUCAAUGCUCUAUCUACCAACAGAGAGGUGUCAGAGAAGAUUCGGAUCAGAAAGGCAGUAGAUAACUGGAUUAAAACUAUUUCUGCAGAAAUUCAAGAUGAACUGGCAAGAAAAGAUUAUGAACAAAAGAGAUUUGAUCAGAAGAACCAAAGGACCAAGAGAGUUCAGAACAUGAGUAAAGAUAUUAAAACCAACACAAAAGACAAAACGGUAAACAACUCUGUAAUUCCAAGAAAACAUUCUCAAAAACAAAAAGAGGAGCAAAUUAGAAAUCCACCUACAAGGAGCAUGCAUGCUUCAAGCUUACAGAAAGAGAGAAAAGAGGGGUUUUUGAAAGCAACCACAGUGGUACAAGACAAGGAUUAUAUGUUACAAAUCUAUGGAAAACCAGUUUAUCAGGGUCAUCGCAGCACUCUUAAAAAAGGACCAUAUCUCAGAUUUAAUUCUCCAUCUCCUAAGUCCAGACCACAGAGACCAAAAGUAAUAGAGCAAGUUAAAGGCACUAAAGUAAAGUCAAUAAGAACACAAACUGACUUUUAUGCAACAAAACCUACAAAGACAGAUUCUAAACUGCAACAUACCAUAACUACACUGUCUCCUGGUGAGCAGCAGUAUUUGUUCAGCCCAAGCCAGGAAAUGCCUACUUUUUCAGGUACACUGGAAGGUCAUCUAAUUCCUAUGGCAGUUCUUUUAGGACAAACCCAAAGUAAUAGUGAUUCCAUGCCACCUGCUGGAGUAAUUGUAAACAAGCCACACCCUGUAACAGUGACUACUUCUAUUCCACCAUCAUCUCGAAAAACAGAAACUGGAGUAAAGAAACCUAACAUAGCAGUUGUAGGAAUGAAGUCAGAAAAAAGGGAUCCUCCUCAGCUUACUGUGCAGGUAUUACCCAAUGUAGAUAUUGACAGCAUUUCAAAUGGUAGUGCUGAUGUUGGUCUAUCUCCAUCUAGUCCCAAAGAAGCAUCUCCUCCUCCUCCUCUGAAAACCUGGAUACAGACUCCAGAAUUUAUGAAGGCAGAUGAAGAAGAGGUGAAGUUUCCAGGAACUAACUUCGAUGAAGUAAUCGAUAUCAUACAGGAAGAGGAAAAAUGUGAUGAAAUUCUGGAAUACUCUGAACCAAUUCUGGAGUUUAACAGAAGUGUUAAAGUUGUUUCUACAAAAUAUAAUGGCCCUCCGUUUCCACCAGUUGCUUCUACUUUUCAGCCCACUACUGAUGUUCUGGAUGAAGUAAUUCAGAGAAAAGAAACAUUGGAAAAUAGCUUAAUUCAAUGGGUAGAACAAGAAAUAAUGUCAAGAAUGAUCUCUGGGCUUCUUCCAGUCCAACAGCAGGCCACAGCUGACAUCAGUGUCUCAGUCAGUGAGGCCAGUGAGCCAUUGACUUCUGACAUUGUGGAAGGAACAAGCAGUGGUGCCCUCCAGCUUUUUGUUGAUGCCGGGGUUCCUGUGAAUUCAGACAUUAUUAGGCAUUUUGUGAAUGAAGCUCUUGCUGAAACCAUUGCCAUCUUGCUGGGUGACAGAGAAGCAAAGAAGCCAGGUCCUGUUGUUACAAGUGUUUCUGGGGAUGUUUCAAUAAGCAAAACACACUUGCUGGGAAGAGUGUGUACCCCAGUGGCUACCCCACAGCCAACUCCUCCUCUCUCACCUUCAUCACCUCCUGAGGAGCGUGUGUUGGUAAAAACUCCAGAUUCUUCUCCCUGUGUUUCAGAUCAUGAUGUAGCUUUUCCCAUGAAAGAAAUAUUUGCUGAAGAAGGAAAUAAUAUGCCUCCCAUCACACUUGUUAAUACUCCAACUGUUACCCCUGCAACUACACCUCCUCCCGCAGCAGCUGUUACCCCAACUUUGUCAGAGACUUCUAUUGAUAAAUUGAAGAUGUCAAGCCCAGAGCUUCCCAAGCCAUGGAGUAAUGGAGACCUGCCACUGGAAGAAGAGAAUCCCAACUCUCUUCAAAAAGAACUUCACCCGAGAGCUAUUGUAAUGUCUGUGGCCACGGAUGAAGAACCUGAGAGCAUGGACUUCCCUGCUCAGCCUGCACCUCCAGAGCCAGUUCCCCUUAUGCCGCUUCCUGCUGGCACCAAGGCCCCUUCCCCCAUACAGAUGCCAAGUUCAGAUUCAUCAACAAUGGAGAGUACCUUGAGCGUUACUGCCACUGAAACUGAAACCUUAGAUAGACCCAUCUCUGAAGGAGAGAUUUUAUUUAAUUGUGGUCAAAAAGUGGCUCGUAAGAUUUUAGGAGAUGAAGGACUGUAUCUGACAAACCUAAAUGAUAGCUUAUCCAGUACUCUGCAUGAUGCCCUCGAAAUGGAAGAUGAUCCUCCCAGCGAAGGACAAGUGAUUAGGAUGCCCCAUAAAGAAAUUCAUGCUGAUGCAAUUCUUUCUCUUCUUGCUAAACAAAACCAGGAAUUGUUAGUUUCACAGCAAAUGGUCUAUCAUUCAGAGGACUUGGAAAACAGUGUAGGUGAACUUAGUGAAGGACAAAGGCCCAGGCUGACAGCAGCAGCAGAGAACAUCUUAAUAGGACAUUCCGCCUAUAUGCAGCAGCCUGUAACUAACGCAGAGUCUUCAGAUCAGAGAUGUGCUCCUAAGCCAUUAUCUCAGCAGUGUGACACAGUUACAGAUGAUAUUUAUGAAGAUUUAUGUGCUAGUCAUGGUCCAAUGAGUUUGGGAGAAUUGGAGUUGCAGCCAGAUCCUCACCUUGCCCUUCCCACAAAACUUCUGACAACACAAGAAGAUGAUGUUAAAUUGUCAGUAGCAGCUGAAGAUUUUCCUCAGUACCAACAAAAACAAGACCAAGAUGUUAAGCAAGUUGAACACAAGCCAGUUCAAAGUCGUUUAAUACGUGUAAGAAAUAAAUGUGAUAUUUCACUUUCACAGCAACAAGCUUCACCAGGUGAUAUGGAUCGGACACAAAUUGAACCCAAUCUGUACCUAGCAUCCGUAUUUACAGGAUUAUUUCUGGCCAAGUUUCCAUCUGUAUAUAUUCAUAUAUUCUGCCAAGCACCUCAAACUUCUUGGAGUAAAAUUAUGUCUAGCCCUGGAAAUCCUGGUAAAGCUACAAGCAGACUAAAAAUUAUCAUUCACACCACAAGUGACGUGUGUAAGGGGUCCUGAUGCUCAAGAAAACAUAGCUGGUGAAAUGAUAUCUAGCUUCAACUUUUAUAUUCUUUCCACUAAACUUGCUGCUCUCUAAAUCUGGAAAGGCUUUUGAGAAAUCACAAAUUAGCCCCCGAAUGUGCCAAGACUGUCUCUAUGGAGGUGCAGCCUGGUAUAAAUCUUUCAGUGGUUCCACUAGAACCCAACAGUUUGGACUAUUGGUGUCGGAUUAUCGUGUGAAGCAAGGUUAGCCAGAGGGCCGUCAUGGAGGAAGGUUAGACUAUGUCCCUCUUCCUUUCCUAGGCAAUAUGAGAUUUAAGGACUGUUUAAGAUCCCUUUCUUCAACUCUUUAUGGAAUUGGAGACCAUCAUUAUUACCUUUAUGCUCUAUGUACAGUGAAAAACAUAGCUAUCCUCUUGGGACUGUCAGAGCCACUCUUGUUACUGAAUUUCCCCCUUUCUCCACAAGGGAGGAAGAAUCCUCCAAUACUUGGCAGACAUCCGUGGAGAUAUUUUGUGCAUUGUUGGUGUGGUCCAUGUACUGUGGUCAGUCCAUUAUUCAGUCUUAGGAUAACCUAAUUCAAAACCACCUGAGCCAUCAAACCAUCUAUGUAUUUAAGCUGGGUACAUGUGAACAUGCUGCAGUCCACUUUUUGGACCAAAUUUCAGUAUGAAAAUGCCUCCUUAUGAAUAGAGUGAUUAUAUAAUUCAUCAUCCAAAUCUGGACAGUUUUAAGAAUGAAAGGGUACUAAAAAAUUAAUUAUAUAGUUUUAAAAAAUGUACAUUUAUUAACCAACAAAUUAGUUUUAUUAGAAUCGUGGACCUAUGAAGUCUGUUCAAAGACUAUUUUCAAAAAAGAAAUUUUUCAAGAAUAAAAAUAACAGAACAGUGUACAUGAAGAAAAAAUUUUAAGUUAUUUAUAUCUAUUAUCUGAACUUUGAAAUGAUAUCAUCUGAAUAAUUAGUCUCGGUAUAUAUUAAUGUGCUUUAAUCAGUUGCACAGUGUUCUGUCUGAUAAUCAAGCCGAUUGUAUUUUCCUGAUUUUGUUUCAUAUGUUGUUAUUAAGUUAAAUGUUCACAUAUAAAUGCUCACAAUCAUCUUAAAGAUUAUAUUUUAAGGUUUAUAAAUUUUCAAAUUGCUAACACCUUAAAUUGGCUCUUGUCUGAGAAAAUACUCUCUAUAGAUGCUGAGAUACUUGUUAAGCUCAGAGCAAGCAAAUUCUGCUAAGUAAAACAUAUUUUCAAUUUAAGUUUUUAAUUUGAAUUUUCAAAUUGCAUAUUUCAGCCAAAUAAUUUCACAAAGACUGUCUUUUUGUCUCUAUUUAUGAUAACUAUUUCAACAAAUAAUUUUAUAAACAAAAGCUCAUUAAAUAAAGUUUUCACCAUUUAUAAAUCUUUUGACUCUUUUACCAAAUUUAAAUGCCCCCAAACUGUAGACCUUCUCAAAUUUCUUUCUGAAACAAAAUAUAAAUUUAUCCAGUUAAAAACAGGAAUUUUAUCAAAAGAUACUUCUUACAAGACGAGAUAUUCCCAGGUACAAUCACAGAAUUUCAAAUCCUACUUGGGGAUUAUUUGAACUCUCCUUUCUGGGUUGUUCACUUUCUAUCUUGCUUGUAUAGGGAUACAUUUCAAUAUCUUCUUAUUUUUAAGCUUUGUUUUUAGUAAUUGUGAUUUCAUUAAACUUCAGAAGCUGAACUGUUUGGCAUUCCAUUCAAUAAAUACUUUAAGUAUUUCCAGCUAAUUUGAAUGAAAUGGAGUCAAAUUUAGAAAACUUGUUUAUAAAAAUGUUCAAUGCCAUUGACGGGCACUUAAGUUGAUAUAGAAUAUAGUUCUUCAAGACUCAAGCAUUUCUAAAAUCUUAUAUCAGACAGGAAGGAGAGAAAGCAUGUAGUGCCAUGCUGGUAUAAUUUAGAGUCUUUAAUAUCAGGUUUGUAAUUCAGGAAUGCUAUGUGUAGGUAAUUAUAUUUAUCCAUUUUCCUAAUUGAAUCUUCUGUGGAUAUAACUACUGUAUAAAUUAUAUGAGCACUACACUAAUUGUUAUACACUUCUGUUCCAUAACUGGAGAACACUGUCUUUACCAUGACGGUCUGUUCUACCAAAACUUGAAUUAUUAUCACAAAAAAUUUUUAUUUUAAGUGUCAAACUUUUACAUGGAAUUUUAAGUAGCACUCACAAUAAUAUCAGACGUGGAAGAAUCAACGUCUAAAACCUCUACUUUGAUUCCAUGAACUGGAUGAAAAACAAUGAGCCAAUAUUGCAAUUAAAAGAUUUUUCUAUUUGAAGUAAAUGAUGACACUAACAUAAAACUGGUGGCAUUUAGUUGUGAUUCUAAUAUUAAUGGAGACAACACAUAGCAUCUCUUGUUCUACUUUUUCUAUGUGCACAAGAAAACUUGGAAUUGAAAAUAUAUUGGAAUGUGUUGAGGAAAACAGUCAUUUGAUUUAAACAUGAUCUAAACACAUGCUUCACACAGUGAGUAUAAAUGCACCUUCCGAAGCUUUAGUGGUUAACAUUUUUCCCAGCGCAUUCUUCUUAAAAUAACUAUUAAGCAUCGAUAUUGAUGCUUCCUUAGUAGAUUUAGUCUUCUGGCUCUCAUGUGGUCAGUGAUAUCACUGUGACCCCCAUAUAGAGAAUGAUAAACGUCAACAAACGUUUUGUCCAAGAAACAUGUUCAUCAUCAACUUUCUUGGAUGUUUAGUACUUAAUUUUCCACUAAAUAUACUCCUUCAUUUUUAUUGAAUUCAUUGUGGUCAAAAGGACUUAUUUCAGUAUAAACAUGUUAUCAACAAAAUAAACAGUUGUAGAUUUACAAUAAAUGGCUAAACUACCAUGUAAGAACUUAAUCUCUAGACUCUCUCACAUAUGUUACAGUAGCGUGUCUCUAUGUCUCGUGUUUUUCAUUGAUCCCAGCAUCUCUCUGGCUCUGAUGGAGUUCUCUUAAAUCUACUCCAGCUUAUCUUAAUGCAACAAUUGCUAACUAUACUUUGUUUAAAAAUGAAAAAUCGAGAAAAAGUUCUAAACCACGUGAGAUACUGGACAACAGGCCUAAACCAGGACUGUCCCAACCAAAAUGAGACAUAGAGACAUCCUGCUGGUGAAGAAUGUAAGCUCUGUUCUCCAACAUUCUAGGAUUUACCCAUAAACCCUGCACACUUGUCAAAAUAUCCUCAAUUACUGUUAUUAUAAUGUGAGACCUUAUGAAUUAAUUUUCCAUGCCAGACUGACCUUUAUUAUUAUUUUUUAGGUUAAAAAAAGCUAAAGUAAUAUUUAAUGAGGUAGAAUCUGUUAUAAACAUCAUCAAGUAAAACUGGCAUAUUAGAAGUGAAAAUUAUUAGUUUCUUUUUUAUAAAGUAGUUAGGAAGUUAAGUUUCAUUGUGUUUAUCUCCAUGCUUUCUGAGAUACUGUUGCUAUUAAAAAUGCCUUGUACUUAGAACUGCUAAAAUAAAAAUAGUGACAAUACCAAGUGCUGGUGAGGAUGUGGAGAAACUGGAUUUCUGACAC